Sinocyclocheilus anshuiensis is the source of this 1812-nucleotide messenger RNA. Its product is annotated as guanylyl cyclase-activating protein 1-like. The coding region runs from base 166 to 738 and encodes 190 amino acids. Gene Ontology annotation, molecular function: calcium ion binding; calcium sensitive guanylate cyclase activator activity. The record is from RefSeq and is a predicted model, not a curated record. The transcript has 4 exons. Lineage: Eukaryota; Metazoa; Chordata; Actinopteri; Cypriniformes; Cyprinidae.
UGUCAUUAUCCCAUUAGCAGUAGUUAUUUUAAGGUGCCACCUCUUUUUAUUGGUACUUGGAUCUAAUAGUUUCAGACAUUCAGUAUCCUGUGCUGUCACUGUGUGCGGAGGCCAGUCUGCACCUCGUUGUCAGAGCUCACAGGCCUGCAACCGUCUGGUCCAGCCAUGGGGAACACACACGCAAGUCUGGACGACAUACUCGCUGAGGACAUGCACCACUGGUAUAACAAGUUCAUGAGGGAGUCUCCAUCAGGCCUGAUCACACUUUUUGAACUCAAAUCCAUCCUGGGACUGCAGGGCAUGAAUGAGGAUGCUAACAGUUAUGUGAACCAGGUGUUCUUCACUUUCGACAUGGAUGGGGAUGGAUACAUAGAUUUUGUGGAAUAUAUCGCUGCUAUUAGCUUAAUGCUGAAGGGGGAAAUCAAUCAGAAACUGAAAUGGUACUUCAAACUUUUUGACCAGGAUGGCAAUGGAAAAAUUGACAAGGAUGAAUUGGAAACAAUAUUUACUGCUAUACAACACAUUACAAGAAAUCAUGACAUUGUGCCAGAGGAAGUAGUGGCUCUUAUAUUUGAAAAGAUUGAUGUUAACGGAGAAGGUGAACUGACGCUGGAGGAGUUCAUUGAAGGAGCCAAAGAUCAUCCUGACAUUAUGGAUAUGCUGAAGAAACUGAUGGACCUCACUCCAGUCCUGGUCAUUAUUGUGGAAGGGCGACAGAAACCAAUCAAUACAAGUUAGGCUGACUAAACUCCAACUUAAGGACAGAGAAAACAGAAAAUUCUCCGCCUGAAAGCAAAAUGAAAGUGGAGUUUGGUAGUCCCACUCUUGAGGAACAGAUGUAGCUUCCCACAGCACCUGUGAGAAAAUUCUCGGGGGAACUUUUGCCCAAGCAUGGUCCUGUCUGACCCCAGUGGAGAUACCAAGCCUUGCAUCUGAGCUGUCCUCAGCUAAACAUUGAUCUUCUAAUGCUAUAAGGGGGAUUCAGGAAACUAAGGAACUGCUGGCAAGGCUUAGGAGUGAGCAGUGUGGUGCUUUUUAAGGAAAGGCUCAGUAGAGAACACUGUGCACACAUCUAGUGACUUUCAUUGGAUGAGCACAUCAUAUAAUCCAUGUACUUGUGCUUGAACUAUUUAUGGCAUGACUAUAUUGCUCUGAGAGUGAACUCUGAGACAGUACAUUGCCGAUGUGGCCUGAAUUGCCCUAAGAACUGGGAAAUGUAGAGCAAUGGUUCUCAGCUGGUUUUUGCCUACAUUUUAAAUUGGACAUCAAAUGGCAACCCAACACAGAACAAAAAUAGUUUAUUGUACAAAAUGUACCUGUAAAUCAAACAUUUCUAUAGAAUGUUGUAAUCAACAUAAUAUUACAAUGAACUGCAUAGACCCAACAAUUUACUACAUUAGCAACCUGACCAGGCUGAGUGAGAAAUAUAACAAUUUGAUAAAUUCAUAAAUGCAAUAGUUGGCCACAAUAUGUUGACAUCAAUAUCUUUGGCGUUAUUAACAAUGGGAAGUUGUGCCUGUUUAUUUUGUUGUCCGUGACCCAGAACAGACCUAAAACCAAUUUCUUGUCUGUGGCCCACCAGUUGUGACCACUGAUAUAAUAUCACAAAUAUUAUAGCACUUUAUCAAAGGAAAGCAUCAAAUUUUCCUGAUACAGUUACCUUAUGCAGUAGGUGCAAAAGAAAUUCAUUAAAUGCAUUUCCACCUGUCUUUUAGCUGAUCUAAACUUGUCAAAACAUUAAAACUAAAAGUUUUCAAAAUUAGUACCUGCAUUUUUUAGACUUAUAUCCUUUACCAUUCAAAGGUUUGGGUU